Eublepharis macularius is the source of this 1043-nucleotide messenger RNA. RefSeq names its product amphiregulin (gene AREG). Lineage: Eukaryota; Metazoa; Chordata; Lepidosauria; Squamata; Eublepharidae. The coding region runs from base 20 to 823 and encodes 267 amino acids. The transcript has 6 exons. Gene Ontology annotation, biological process: positive regulation of cell population proliferation; positive regulation of mitotic nuclear division; epidermal growth factor receptor signaling pathway. The record is from RefSeq and is a predicted model, not a curated record.
CUGGCCGCGGCCGUCCUGCAUGGAGCCGGGCUUGGCUGGGCUGGGCUGGGCUGAGCGCGCCGCCGCGACGACGGAAGGCGCCCCCGGCCCCGCCAUGCGCGCCGCGCUCCUCCUCCCCUGGCUGCUGCUGGCGCUCCGGGGCUCCGGAUGCCAGCAUGUUGCUGGGUCAGGGCUAAAUGUGAUGGCACAAGAGCCAAAGGUACCCAUCUUGAGGAUCCUCGGGGCCCAGGGGGUGGAGACAUCUCUGUCCGGGGUUGAUUAUGAAGAAACUGAAGAGGAAGAGAUGAAAGAGCUUGUGGCACCUCAGUGGCUUGUGGAUGACUCAAGUAGAGUCGAAUCUCAACUUAAGCAACUAGCAACAUCAGGAAAUGGAAAGAAAAAUCCUGACAAACCCAAAAAAGGGGGAAGAAAGGGAAGGAAAAAGAAAAAGAAAAAUAGGGCACCAUGUGAAGAAGAAUUUAAAAACUUCUGCUUUCAUGGAGAAUGCAAAUAUAUUGAACAUCUCCAGAUACCGAGCUGCAAGUGCCAUCCAAAUUACUAUGGUGAACGUUGUGUUGAACAGUUCUUGAAGUCACACAGAAGCGAAGAGGCAGCAAGUCAGUCAACCACCAUAUUAGUGGUGGUAGCAGUUGUCUUCUCGGUCUUCAGUUGUGCCGUCAUUGUAGUCAUCGUCAUAAUGCAGGUAAGAAAAAAAUAUCCUAAAUGUGAAGAGAAAGAAGAAAAGAAAAGACUCCGCCAAGAAAAUGGAAGUACCAGCAAUGAACGAGAUGAAGUUGAAGAGGCUGUUGGUGAAGCCCGUGAGACUCCAUGGAGGCAUGUCUGAGAAGAUCAAAUGAAGGACCUUGGGGGUUGCGUGGUGAGAUACCAACUUGCCGGUUCAAUAUGGAGAAUCCUUCAAAGGGUGAUCGAGUAUUCCCUUUGUUUCCUGGCAAUUGCCAAUGAAUGUAAAAGAUGAUGCAUGUGCCGGAAUUAACAUGUAUCAUGUUCACGAACCAUGGAGAACUUAAAGUACUAGAAGACUAUCAUACAACUGUUACCUUGAA